GCCCCCUGGAUCACCAGGGCCCAGAGGACCACCUGGGAACACAGGGAAGGAUGGGCCCAGAGGACCCCCUGGAGAGCAGGGUCCACCUGGUCAAGAUGGAAUCGAUGGAUUAGAGGGACUGAUGGGUCCUCCUGGACAGAAGGGUGAGGAUGGACAGCAGGGCAUGCCUGGAUCACAGGGGUCUCCGGGGUUAAAGGGGGAGCAGGGGCCUGCUGGUGACCAGGGCAGGACUGGCCUUGAUGGACUACCAGGGAUGAAGGGCUUACCAGGAGAGAAGGCUGUUCCUGGCUCCUAUGACAACAUCGGCCUUGGCCAAGUCAUUCAGGGUCCCCCAGGGCCACCAGGGCCCCCAGGAGGCCAAGGUUCAAAGGGAGAGUCAGGCUCACCUGGUGCACCUGGAGCUGAUGGGGAUAAGGGAGCCAAAGGGGAUAGAGGUGAUGAUGGGAUGCCUGGAGUGGCAGGGGAGAAGGGAGAGCGAGGCCUGAUGGGCCAAGCUGGGCUUGCGGGAGGUGACGGAAAAAAGGGAGAGCGAGGGGAUUCAACGUUUGAGGACAGUCUGGCCCAGAGGAUCUCUAUCCCAGGCCCUCCAGGGCCUCCCGGGCCCCAGGGUUACAUGGGACUUGAUGGAAGGCCUGGCCCCAAGGGGGAACCAGGUGAGGGAGUGAAAGGAGAUAAGGGGGAUGCAGGUGACAAAGGUCUUCCUGGGUUAAGGGGUACCCAGGGUCUUCCAGGUUCUAUAGGAUUGGUUGGUCUCCCUGGCACCAAAGGGGUAAAGGGAGAGCAAGGAUUGCCAGGAUUAGAUGGUUUCCCCGGGCUGAUGGGACAAAAGGGGGAGAGAGGGGGCAGAGGAGACAAGGGCGACAGGGGGAUGCUGGGAAAGAAGGGACUGAAGGGACAGAAGGGCGAGCAAGGCCCCCCUGGACUGGACCAGCCCUGUCCUGUGGGUCGGGAUGGAUUACCCAUACCUGGAUGUUGGCAUAAGUGAUGACUGACCCGGGACAUGGGAUCUGUACAUAUCGAUAUAUAUUUUUCAAAUAAAACUCAAAUGUUGUUGUU
This is a messenger RNA of Salmo salar (Atlantic salmon), 1056 nucleotides long. Lineage: Eukaryota; Metazoa; Chordata; Actinopteri; Salmoniformes; Salmonidae. The record is from RefSeq and is a predicted model, not a curated record.